AUGGGGCCUGAGACUGGACUACAGCCGCUCCCCGAAGAGCAGAAGUCGCAGACUGCCCAUAUUGAGGAGGCAAAUCAAUCAUCAUUUGGACAAGAUGCCGGGCACGACUCUUUGCUGGACGAAGAUAGACUUGGUGUCGCCCAGACUCUACUCAAGAAUCCAAUCAUUAUCCUGUGUGCUUUGUAUGGCAAUAUCGGGGCAUUGAUGUAUGGCUUCGACAAUAUCACCUUGUCUCUUUGUCUAGACAUGCAACCGUUUGUUAAACAAUUCGGCAUCCUCGAAAAUGGCGAAUAUAUCAUCCCAGCUUACUGGCAAUCAUUGUGGAAUGCCAUUCCACAACUCACGACAGCACUCGGAGCUUGGGUAUCUGGACCCAUCUCAGAUCGACUCGGCCGUCGGUAUACAAUGCUCAUCGCGGGCGCCUUAUCGAUAAUUGGGGUGGCAGUGGUGUUCACUUCCUCUGCAAGCCCGCAAUUUCUGGUGGGAAAGAUGAUCAAUAGCCUCGGUCUCGGCAUGGCACUUGCUUCUGGGCAGACAUAUAUAUCAGAAAUCGCACCGACAAAGAUCAGAGGUAUCGCGCUGGCCGUAUACACUGUGUCUUUGAGUGUCGGGUACCUCAUCGCCGCAUCUGUCUCACUUAGCCGUGUCACAAUCAUGGACCAGUCAUCGUACAAAGUAGUUUUUGCUGCGGAGUGGAUUUGGCCGGCGCUUCUUGUCCUCGGCGCUUUCAUCGUUCCAGAGUCACCAUACUACCUCAUUCGCAAGAACCAGACAGACUCCGCUACCAAGGCCCUUACCAAGCUACAUCGAACCAACACUUGGAUUCAAGUUCAAGCCCGCCUCAAGACUAUGCAAGAGACCAUUCAACGCGAAGCUUUGGUCGAAUCCGGAGAGGCAUCAUUCCGUGACUGCUUCAGGGGUACAAAUUGGCGACGAACUCGUAUUGUGCUAUACGCCAAUGGCCUUUCGCAAAUGACAGGCGCAACCUUCAUCAACAACUCACCUUACUUCAUGGUUCUCGCGGGCUUGUCCGCAACAAACACGGCUAUGAUGGUAGAAGUCGGCAUCGCCAUGUCUAUAUUUUCCAGCAUCUUGACCCUCUGGGCGAUGGCACGUGUCGGUCGUCGGACCAUCGUCUUGUCAGGUAUUGCCCUCGCUGCUGUUCUUUUCUUCAUCAUGGGCAUUGCCGCGUCUGUGCCAACACAAUCCUCGGCGUCUUUGUGGUGCGUGGCAAUCACCUUACAGAUGGUCUGGCUCAGCAUUGGCCCUGCCAACGGCCCUGCUCUUGCGGUCGCUGCAGAGGUUUCCAGCAUCAGACUGAGAGCCAAGACGCUGGCCAUAGGCUUCUUUUUCAACUACUUCUACAGCACGAUAUGGAACAUUGUCGUCCCAUACAUGUUCAACCCUACCGAGGGAAAUCUCGGGGGCCUCAUGGGUUGGAUCUUUUUCGCCACGUCAGUUGUUGCUUUUGGAGUGAUGUGGAUUGAGCUGCCCGAAACCAAGGACCUGUCUUUUGAGCAGAUCGAUCGGCGGUUCGAGCAGAAGGUCAUCACAAGAGGUUUUGCGAACUUGUCCAUCGACCCUAGUAUUUCAACCAAAUUGGAUGACAUCGAAAUGGGAGGUGUCGCGAAUGCGGAGGGAUCAGGCCGUUGA
This is a messenger RNA of Diaporthe amygdali, 1653 nucleotides long. RefSeq lists its product as uncharacterized. Gene Ontology annotation, biological process: transmembrane transport; carbohydrate transport. Lineage: Eukaryota; Fungi; Ascomycota; Sordariomycetes; Diaporthales; Diaporthaceae. Gene Ontology annotation, cellular component: membrane. The record is from RefSeq and is a predicted model, not a curated record. Bases 1 to 1653 code for a protein of 550 amino acids. Gene Ontology annotation, molecular function: carbohydrate:proton symporter activity. The transcript has 3 exons.